AUGAUCGGAGUGGGCGUGCUGCUCCUCAGCCUCGCGCUGCAGCCGCUCCAGCACCGUGGCAGCGACCCGCUUGGCAGCGGCGCACGGCGCGGCCUCUGCAGGGCCGACUUUGGGCCGGCGCACAAGGCGCAGCUCGGCGUGACGGUGGACCCCGUCAAGAUCUCGUCGCUGGAGGAGUUUGGCUCGAUCGCCGAGGUGUCCGAGCGCGUGCUCAAGGUGGAGGAGGGCCGCGACGGAGUGCAGGCGGUCGAGCUGCGGAGGGCGGUCGCCGAGCCGGGCUCGCCGACCUACUACGUGAUCGAGUACGCGGUCGCGAGCUCGAGGGGGAAGAAGAUGUACCUCUGCAAGUAUUGCAUCGCCCAGCGCAAGCUGUACGUCCUCCAGACGCAGGCGGCGCUCGACAGCUACGACGCGGACGCAGACAGCAUCCGCACGCAGCUGAACUCAAUAGUCGCCUCGUUUGUGGUCGGCGGCUGA
Emiliania huxleyi CCMP1516 is the source of this 477-nucleotide messenger RNA. RefSeq lists its product as hypothetical. The record is from RefSeq and is a predicted model, not a curated record. Gene Ontology annotation, molecular function: calcium ion binding. Bases 1 to 477 code for a protein of 158 amino acids. The transcript has 2 exons. Lineage: Eukaryota; Haptophyta; Isochrysidales; Noelaerhabdaceae. Gene Ontology annotation, biological process: photosynthesis. Gene Ontology annotation, cellular component: photosystem II oxygen evolving complex; extrinsic component of membrane; photosystem II.